GGUACCAAAGUCUUUCUCGUCGACAGCAGAUUGGAAAUCCAUCGACAUUCGAGAUGAUAGUCUCUCGGAGGGUUCCCUCUAUACUGAGAUCAUUUAGUCCUGUUUCACAAAGGCGUCACGCCAGCCAAACUGCGACGGGGGCCAGGUUAAACAAGCCAAUAGAGUACAAGAAGAGUCCGAUCCUACAUCAGUCACAGAACAGCGCCAGAUCUGCCUUUGGUUUAUCACAAGAUGCACAAGUUGAUUGGCAAAACUUGCACGGCGCCAUCAACACUUCUUUACACCAUGCUCUGAAAACGGACGAAAGUGUUUUGUUAUUCGGUGAAGACGUAGCGUUUGGUGGUGUUUUCAGGUGCUCGAAAGGCCUUACAGACGAAUUUGGGACGAGUCGGGUCUUCAACACUCCUUUGUCUGAGCAAGGAAUUGUAGGCUUCGCGAUUGGCUGUGCCGCGGAAGGCAUGAAACCUGUCGCCGAAAUUCAGUUUGCGGACUACGUCUUCCCUGCCUUCGACCAACUUGUCAACGAAGCCGCGAAAUUCCGCUAUCGAGAAGGAGGAACGGGUGGUCACUGUGGCGGCCUUGUUGUCCGCAUGCCAUGCGGGAGUGUCGGUCACGGAGGUCUUUACCAUUCUCAAAGUCCUGAGGCGUUGUUCACGCAUGUUCCGGGCCUUAGAGUUGUCAUGCCGAGAUCACCAUCACAAGCCAAGGGUUUGCUGAACUCUUCAAUUCUCCAUUCAAACGAUCCUGUUAUAUUCAUGGAACCCAAAAUUCUCUACCGAGCCGCGGAAGAGUUUGUGCCGCGCGAAUCAUAUACCCUACCACUGGAUAAGGCCGAUGUGCUCAAGAAGGGUAAAGAUCUAACCGUAAUCUCAUACGGUCAACCCCUGUACCUCUGUUCUGCGGCUAUUGAGGCGCUUGAGAAGGAUAUCAAAGGUCUAAGCAUCGAAUUGAUCGACCUGAGAGCAAUAUACCCAUGGGACAGAGCCACGAUCAUGGAGAGCGUCAACAAGACCGGUCGUGCAGUGGUUGUGCAUGAGAGCAUGUACAACGCUGGUGUAGGAGCAGAAGUCGCUGCUAGCAUUCAAGAGGGAGCCUUUCUUCGACUAGAAGCUCCGGUGGCCAGAGUCACUGGCUGGAGCAUCCAUGCCGGUCUGAUUUACGAGAAGUUUAACAUGCCAGAUAUUACGAGAAUAUAUGACACUAUGAAAAAGACACUGGAAUACUGAGCGUCUGAUAGAUUACGAUCCAGCGGUGGAAACUCCUCUACAGGGUCAAGUUGGCUCAAUCGGUAUCGACAUACUACUUGUGCAUAAUCCUCGAUGAGGAUAAGAGCACAAAGCGGGACAGGUCGGACUAUGAUCGAUCCUAAACAUAUUGAGGACUUUGACGGUGGCAGACAGCACCCCGGUUUACUCUUCCACAAUGCCGCAGAUCCAAUGUCGAGGCAACAUUGCUGCCAUCUGUAAUUUCGACUUCCAAGGAGAAAUUUAUCUAUCCUGGAGCUUGUUGCUCUGCAUCGAUCUAGCGUCUCGCUACGGAAAGAAUCAAGAAGUGUUUACGGGGCCAUACAUUAGUAUGCAGGCAAGACCUUAUAUGGGGUGCAAGGCCCGACAAGAGGUUCUCGACGUGUAUAUAUCUUCAUCUAGACCCAAUCUUGCAUAUAUUGAGGCUCAGUAUUCCUCCUUGAAUACCAUAACCUUGGGUGUUUCUCG
Exophiala oligosperma is the source of this 1712-nucleotide messenger RNA. RefSeq lists its product as uncharacterized. The coding region runs from base 54 to 1226 and encodes 390 amino acids. Gene Ontology annotation, molecular function: catalytic activity. The record is from RefSeq and is a predicted model, not a curated record. Gene Ontology annotation, biological process: response to nutrient; branched-chain amino acid catabolic process. The transcript is spliced from 2 exons. Lineage: Eukaryota; Fungi; Ascomycota; Eurotiomycetes; Chaetothyriales; Herpotrichiellaceae.